This is a messenger RNA of Lucilia sericata (common green bottle fly), 2182 nucleotides long. Its product is annotated as glutamate receptor 1-like. The transcript is spliced from 5 exons. Lineage: Eukaryota; Metazoa; Arthropoda; Insecta; Diptera; Calliphoridae. The record is from RefSeq and is a predicted model, not a curated record. The coding region runs from base 22 to 1134 and encodes 370 amino acids. Gene Ontology annotation, cellular component: plasma membrane; postsynaptic membrane. Gene Ontology annotation, molecular function: transmitter-gated monoatomic ion channel activity involved in regulation of postsynaptic membrane potential; glutamate-gated receptor activity. Gene Ontology annotation, biological process: synaptic transmission, glutamatergic; modulation of chemical synaptic transmission.
UUUUAGGAAAGGCCCUAUGUUAUGGUUAAAGAAGACGCAAAUUUAACGGGUAAUUCCCGUUUUGAAGGAUUUUGUAUUGACCUGUUGAAGGCGAUAGCAGCUCAAGUUGGAUUUCACUAUAAAAUCGAAAUGGUACCCGAUAAUAUGUAUGGUGUUUAUAAUCCAGAAACACAGACAUGGAAUGGCAUUGUUCGUGAAUUAAUGGAAAGACGGGCUGAUUUAGCUGUAGCAUCCAUGACGAUAAAUUACGCUCGAGAAAGCGUUAUAGACUUCACGAAACCUUUUAUGAACCUAGGAAUCGGUAUAUUAUUUAAGGUACCUACCAGCCAGCCUACACGUCUAUUCUCAUUUAUGAACCCGUUGGCUAUGGAGAUAUGGUUAUAUGUUUUAGCUGCUUAUAUUUUAGUUUCAUUUACAUUAUUUGUGAUGGCUCGCUUUUCACCAUACGAAUGGAAUAGCCCACACCCUUGCCUAAAAGAUUCAGAUAUUGUAGAAAAUCAAUUUUCAGUAUCGAACAGUUUUUGGUUCAUAACCGGUACAUUUUUACGCCAAGGUUCCGGACUGAAUCCCAAGAAAUCCGACCGAGCACAAACAAGAUUUUUCUCCUUUAUGAAUCCAUUAGCAGUUGAUAUUUGGAUUUAUAUUGCUUGCGGUUACGUACUGGUGUCACUUACUAUUUGGAUUGUGGCUCGUUUUUCUCCCCUAGAGUGGAUUCCAGCCAAACAACAGACAACAGUAGCUUUAAACGUUCCAAAUGCUUAUGACCAAAGCAUUGAUGAUGCAGAAUCUAAAUUAAAAUUAUUCUAUUUGCACGAGGAUAUAGAGUUAACGCAAAAACACCAUGUAAUAAAUGAGAAUGUAGAAGCCGGUGAUAUCAAAGUGGAGGAAGAUGGAGAUAAAGAUGGUAUUGAAUUAACUUCAAAUAAAUCGGCUGAAAUAUGGUGGCCUGAUAAUCGCCUACAUUUACCAACCUCAUUUCUUAAUAUGGAACAUAAUAACAUAAUAGACUCUGGGAAAUCCACAGAAUUAUUAACUAUCAGUAAUGAUUUUACAUUGAAGAAUUGUUUUUGGUUUGCAAUAGGUGCUCUGAUGCAACAGGGAUCUGAUUUAUAUCCCAGGAAAUGUGCAAAAUAACCGGGAAAAUUGGAAAGGUCUACAUGAAGCGAAAAUUUGAACGGAGACAUGAUCUAGAAGUUAGUUUCAUUGAAAUAGCUAAGAGUCGUAUAAGGUGUCAAAAUGUAUCCCUAAAUGUAAAAACAAUACAAAAUGUUCAUCACCUGAAUCAAUAUAAGGCAUGUGUUCCACCUAAGAAAGUGUUUAUUUCUGUAAAGAAUGUGAAGAACGCAUGGAGUAUCCCAAUAUUACGCAAACAAAGCGGAAUACAACUGGAAAACUAUGUUACAGAUGGAAGUAAGUACAACAUCUUCGGAUCAGAAAGCCGAAGAUUUGUGUGGCGUAAACAAAAUGGCGCUUGUGAAUUAAAAAAAAUCAAAAAGCAAGUGUUAAAUCCGUUGGUGGUAUAGUGAUGGUGUAGGUUAUAAUGUCUGUAGGAUGUUUCGGAAACAUCAUAUUCUUGGAAGGACAAUGUAUAAUAUAAUCAAUUAAAUAUUUUUAACAACUUUUGAAAGCCAAUGCAGUUAAAUUAGGCAUAGCAGACGAUUUUCAGUUCGUUUAUGAUAACAACCCAAACGGUUCGUCGAAAAUUUAAGGUGAAUGGUUACGUGACAACGUAAAAGAAGUACUUCCUACCCUCCUCAGAAUCGAGAGCUAAUCCCAUAAAACACAUAUAGGGAAUUUCACAGAAAAAAAUAAAUUUACGAUUCAGUACAAGAAUUCAUCAAACCAAUGUAAAAUUGCUUAAAAUCGGACGUAUCACGAACAUUUUAUUUUUAGUAAACAGAUUCGCACAGAAUUAACUGAAAACAAGUUAGAGUGCUAUAUUCGGCAAUGCCGAAUCUUAAAUACCCUCCACCAGCAAGCUACUUUUUAUUACAACUCAUUUAACUAUCUAAUUUUUAGAUAACUUGACAAAAUGUUUGUUUCCCUAGUGAGGGUACUAACAUUUAUGCAUAUGUGGAACUAAUUUUGAUUAGGUUCAUAAAAUUCUAUAUUAAUAAGCCAGUUGCAAACAUAUUAAUAUAAUGAUUUAUCUAUACACAAACAUACUCCUGUCGAAUUUUAU